Molecule: messenger RNA, 758 nt
Organism: Sander lucioperca (pikeperch)
Lineage: Eukaryota; Metazoa; Chordata; Actinopteri; Perciformes; Percidae
Product: homeobox protein Hox-B4-like
Exons: 2
Coding region: 39-344 (101 amino acids)
Source: RefSeq, a predicted model, not a curated record
GUUUUCAUCCGGAGGCCCCUGUCUGUCCUGGAAGUUGAAUGGUGGCCACAGGUGACAGCGCAGCUCUGGAAAACCGCCGGUAUGUUGUCACCCAAACUCAGACACCACCUCCAGGCUUGAGCUCAAGCUUCCCGCCCUCCCAGCCUCCCUGUGCCGUGCCCAAGGCCCGGCACACACCACCACUCCUCUCGCUGUCACCUCGGAUGGAUGCAGUGGGAUGCGGCUAUGUCCUGAGGGCUCAGGGAGGUAGUCCUCCCCCGCCUCCUUCUCUCCCUCCGCCUCCUCACGCAGCGCCUUCCUGCCUGUUAUCUCCAGGCGUGGAGUCUCAUCAGCCUGCACAGUAGCUCUGGCUUCCAGCCGUCUCACCACCAGAGGAGCCGGGAGGGAGGCCGCUCCUAUAUAUCAGCAGCGUCUCAUGUGGUCGACUUCAAGGCCCCUCUCAGGCAAGCUUUCAGUCAAGCCUACAUUGAGGCACACACACACACACACACACACACACAUAACAAACAAACACACACACAGUGGUUUGCAUUCAUUUUAAGAGUGUAAGAAGUGUAGAUUUUAGUGUGACACUCAGAUCGUUCCAGAGAAACUACAAUGGAAACAUGUUCCGCAUCUGAAAUAUUAACAUGUGUCAGUCCCUCUGAAUCAAAGACCAGGGCUCAUUCUACAUUUUGACUCUUUAAACUUAAACAUUCAACGCAGGGGAAAAUCGGUCGGGAAAGAGGCAGAGAAACCAGAGCCUCCCUAAGAGCAGC